Messenger RNA from Colletotrichum phormii, 392 nucleotides. RefSeq lists its product as uncharacterized. The transcript has a single exon. The coding region runs from base 34 to 348 and encodes 104 amino acids. The record is from RefSeq and is a predicted model, not a curated record. Lineage: Eukaryota; Fungi; Ascomycota; Sordariomycetes; Glomerellales; Glomerellaceae.
CCAAGCUAGAAGACUGCUGUUACUCAAACAGCGAUGAGACGGAAAGUUGAGGUUGCGUGCAGCCGACCAGGUAUGACAGCACCAGGCUCGGUUCAGUCAGUGGCUUUGAUGCGGGCAAGACAGCUUCAAAUUCGGUGCAUCCUCUGUGACGAAGUUGGAGACGGGAUGGAUGCUCUGGAACGACAAGGGUGUCGAUAUCGAUCUGCGAAACGUUUGGAGAGCUCAAUUGGCGAUGAAUCCCGGCUCAUGUUGUCUAUGGCUCCUGGUUGGACCAUCUGCCACGACCGUCAAAUUGGUAAUGAGCCCGAGGCCAGCCAGAAGACUGCCGUUAGAAAUGGAGCCAUGUAGCAUCCGAUUGAGUAGUGACACUAGUUGACGGGAUGAUGACCGGG